AUGCGCAAGCAGAGAAAAGUAAUAAGGGAUUGUCGCUUCAGUGGUUGGCUUCCAUCUUGCUGUAGCCCGGGUAGGGUUCGGCUGGAUUUUCUUGUGCACAUUGGUAAUUUUUUUCGCAGGUGGUUCGCGCCGCCUCGCAGAUUUCAAGCCUGGGUCAAGGCAUGCGGUGAGAGCCCAAAGCUGGGCUGCUGGGCUGCAGUGAAGACUUUUUGCCGACGCGCCAGGUCCACCCAAAGCUUGGACGAAACGACCGUAGGCACAGGCGAAGACUGGACGUUCACCUCGCCAAUACGCCGGGCCCUCCAUCGAGAGUUCCAGACCCUGGAGCCUGUGAUUGCACAGGAGCCGCUCACGACCAGUGUGGCAUCAAGUCAGUCUGGUUCUCCUCCCUCCGAGAAGAAGGCACUUCUUGCAUAUUCCCAAUGCUUGGAAAGCCGCCUGCGAGCCAUGACCGGCGAGAACCGAGGCUUAAGGCUUCAGUUGCAGGAAGAGGAGGCCCGCUUCGCUCAACUGCACUCGAGCGUCAAAAAGGAUACAGACUUCGAGCUACGCCUGAGGGCGAAAACAAAGCAGCUCAACACGCGGAUGAAGGCCAGAGAUCGGGUCGGAGUCUUGUUUGAUGCUUGGUCGCGCGUUACGUCGAGGGCUUGGCGCGACAGGUGCAUCGAUGCCGAGCAUGAACUGGCUGCCCUGCGGUCUGGAGGCUUGGAUCUACGAGAUCGCCAGCGUGCCGAGGAGGCCGAGCGCGCGGUCCUGGAAAUGAAGGCAGCUCUCCGGCGCCAGCAUCAGGUCUUCACGCAGGAGAGGUCUGAGGCGCAGGGUGUCCAGCGCCAAUCUGCAGCUUUGCAGGCCAGCUCCGAGCAGGUCUCCAAGCAGGUGCAGGUGUUGUCGGACCGGCUUGCCCAUACGGAGGCUCUGCUGGCAGAAGAGCGGAAGCGAAGCUUUCAAGGUGAGCUUCAGGCUUCCCUGGCAGACCGGGUGCAGGCAGAGACUGCCGAGGAAUUGCGACAGCAGCUGAUCUCGGAGCAGAGCGCCAAGGCGGAAGCAGAAAGGCUACACGGGCUUGCGGAGGUGGAGCUGAUCAAGCUGUCCCGCAAGCUCCAGCUAGCGGAGAGUGACCUCGCCAGCAGCCAGCGCCGGGAGGAGCAAGCCCAGAACGGCGAAGCGGAGGUCUCUGCGCAUGCGCGGGUGCUGGCCGAGAAGCUUCGGCUCCUGGAGGACGAGCGAGACGCCGUCGAUGAAGCAGCCAGGGCUUCAGAGGCGCUGCGCCUCUCGGUCACUCAGCGCCUGCAGCAAGCGGCCUCUGAGGUGGACCUAGCCAAAGCCACGGCCGAGGCAGCCAGCAUGGAGGCAAGGCACCUGCAAGAAAUGGUCAUGCGGGCGAAGGUGAACCAAAGCUCCAGCCUGUCCGAGUGGGAGGGAUUCCAAACCGACGUUCGUGGCUUGUUGGUCGACGGGCCACCGCUGCCUGUUCCGACGAUGCCGACUGUCCAGGACUCUGAGGCCUAUGCUGAGAUGGCCGAAGCCCUCGAUGAGAUAAAGAGAUGGCGACUUCACGGAACGCCGCCGAAGAAUGGGUCCGCUUUGCAGAACAGUCUGAAGGCUCGAAUUGAAGAUGUGGAGCGUCAGCUCCUGGCUGCACGAGCCAUCCGCGAGCGCGGCCAGAAAGAGGGGGGCAGCGUGAUGGCCGGAAUUGCAGCGGCUGCUGUCUCAGCUGCCCGCACGGCAUGCAGCGAAGAUCGCUUGGCGGAGCUUGAGGAAGACCUUCAAAGCACGAGGGAUGUGAAAGCAGCUGCGGAGGCAUUGAUGAGCGAGAUUGCCGCUCAUGCAGGCAAACCGAGCGAUUCUGCAGGUGAACUGGCCGAUGCCCUAGAGGCAGACAGGAGCCAAGAGGCACGGUGCGGGCAGGCGGCAGCCGAUGGUCUUCAACAGCCUGGGCCUAACCCCAGCGAGGAGGCAGUGAGGAGUUUCACCGCUGAGUUGCUUGAAGCGUUGGCUGCAUGCCGUAUGGAAAUGGAGCUGGUGAGGCCUGCGUGUGACUGA
Messenger RNA from Symbiodinium sp. CCMP2456, 2043 nucleotides. NCBI's taxonomy places the organism in Eukaryota, Dinophyceae, Suessiales, Symbiodiniaceae. The record is from the annotation of a GenBank genome assembly.